CAAUUCAAAUUCAAAUUGAAAAAACCCUUUGUUCUUGUUACUAUUUGCAUCCAAUCAAAUUGAAUCCCUUUGAAUUUGAGAGUGAAAGCUGAUUCCAGAAAGAACAACAAUGGAAGUUCCGAAGGAUCAAAUCGCUUCUCUUCUCGAGAAUGGACUCUACAGCUCCGCUCAGAUGCUCGGUUGUUUUCUUGUUUCUUCACCUGCUGCAAAUGCUGAAUCCUCUCCUCAUCUCAAAACUGAGAGCUUGGUGCUACUUGGUGAUUCAUUCUACCGUGAAAGGGAGUACCGUAGAGCCAUACAUACAUAUAAGCAAGCUUUACAGUACUUCAAGAUGAUUCCCAAACAGAACAUGUCAUCUGCUCGAAGUUCAUUAUCGUCAAAUAGGUCUUCUUCUCCAAAUUCUUGCAAUAUAGCAGUAAUUAAUGAAAAUGAGGUGAAGUUCAAAAUUGCAUCGUGUCAUUGUUUUCUAAACGAGAACAAAGCAGCUUUAGUUGAGAUGGAAGGAAUUCCAAGCAAAGCUAGAACUUUACCGAUGAAUUUGUUAUUAGGAAAGCUAUAUCGAUUUUCUAGACAUAGUCGAGCUGCUGUUGCGAUUUACAAAGAAUGCCUAAGACAUUGCCCUUUUAUACUUGAGGCUAUCACUGCUUUAUCAGAACUAGGAUCUACUGCAAAGGACAUAAUUUCAUUGUUUCCUCAGACUCUAAAUAGAAGUGGGAGGGCUCCAUUUGAUCAUAUUGACUCGAGUCGUUGGCUUCAACGCUAUGUUGAAGCUCAGUGUUGCAUCUCCUCAAAUGAUUACAAAGGUGGCUUGGAAUUAUUUGCUGAUCUUUUACAGCGUUUCCCCAAUAAUAUACACUUAAUACUUGAGAUUGCAAAGGUUGAAGCUAUUAUUGGAAAGAAUGAAGAGGCCAUUAUGAAUUUUGAGAAGGCUCGAUCAAUUGAUCCAUAUGUCGUAACAUACAUGGAUGAGUAUGCAAUGCUUCUAAAGCUGAAGUCUGAUUAUUCUAAGCUGAACAAGUUAGUACAUGAUUUAUUGAAUAUUGAUCCUGCAAGACCAGAGGUUUUUGUGGCACUUUCUGUUUUAUGGGAAAGGAAAGAUGAGAAAAGAGCAUUAUCAUAUGCUGAGCAGAGCAUUCGGAUUGAUGAGAGGCAUAUACCAGGGUACAUAAUGAAGGGAAAUCUGUUAUUGACAAUGAAACGAGCAGAAGCAGCCGUGUCCGCGUUCAGAGGAGCCCAAGAAUUGAGACCUGAUAUACGCACAUAUCAAGGUUUGGUUCAUACAUAUUUGGCGCUCUCUAAGAUUAAAGAGGCUUUAUAUGCUUCUAGAGAGGCAAUGAAAGCAAUGCCUCAAUCUGCAAAGGCUUUAAAAUUAGUCGGUGAUGUGCAUGCCAGUAAUUCGAGUGGGAGAGAAAAGGCUAAAAAAUUCUAUGAGUCUGCAUUAAGACUGGAACCUGGUUAUCUUGGAGCAGCACUAGCAUUGGCUGAACUCCAUGUUAUUGAGGGCCGAAAUGGAGAUGCCGUGUCUCUACUUGAGCGAUAUCUUAAAGACUGGGCUGAUGACUCUCUUCAUGUGAAAUUAGCACAAGUUUUUGCUGCCACUAAUAUGCUGUCGGAGGCUUUGUCGCAUUAUCAGGCUGCAUUAAGGUUAAAUCCCCAGAAUGAAGCAGCAAAACGGGGUUUAGAGCGUUUAGAAAAGCAAAUGAAGGGAGUAGAUCCUGAUGCACCUGAAGAAGACGAAGACAAUGAUGUUGAAGAUGGUGAUGGAGAUCAAGACGAGACCGAACUUCUGUGAGUAUCGAUAUUCAAACGAAGAGAAAAGCACCCCUGAAAUAGUAUAUAAUGUUUUGAGAUAGGCUUAGCAGUAGGAUUGAUGACAAUCACCUCGGCAUCCUCUAAGGAAGGAAGGUUAAACUGUCUUACUACCGCAAAAGUUCACAUCAGAAAACUAAGAGUUUUAUCACUGUGAACUGUUGCAUCUGGUAACCGCAUGUAUAUGGAAUGCACGGUUAUGUAUCUGUUGUAUCUGUAAGAUAUAUGAUUAACAAUGUUUGGUCACAAGUUUAGUUGCAGUGAAAAAUACAUACAAUUUUCUUUCUCCAGCCUUGUAAAACAAUUGCUUAUUGAACUCUUAACAUUUAUUAGGUUCUCUCUUUCUUCUGUAUAACUCAACUAAAAAAAUAAUAAUGAUUUCAAUAAUUGUGCUU
This is a messenger RNA of Vicia villosa (hairy vetch), 2204 nucleotides long. RefSeq names its product anaphase-promoting complex subunit 7. Gene Ontology annotation, biological process: cell division. The record is from RefSeq and is a predicted model, not a curated record. Gene Ontology annotation, molecular function: protein binding. The transcript has 18 exons. Bases 110 to 1792 code for a protein of 560 amino acids. Lineage: Eukaryota; Viridiplantae; Streptophyta; Magnoliopsida; Fabales; Fabaceae.